Macadamia integrifolia is the source of this 2556-nucleotide messenger RNA. RefSeq names its product wall-associated receptor kinase 2-like. Lineage: Eukaryota; Viridiplantae; Streptophyta; Magnoliopsida; Proteales; Proteaceae. The coding region runs from base 19 to 2289 and encodes 756 amino acids. The transcript is spliced from 3 exons. Gene Ontology annotation, cellular component: plasma membrane. The record is from RefSeq and is a predicted model, not a curated record. Gene Ontology annotation, biological process: protein phosphorylation; cell surface receptor signaling pathway. Gene Ontology annotation, molecular function: protein serine/threonine kinase activity; ATP binding; calcium ion binding.
CAACAAAAAAUUUAAGCCAUGGGUCCUCUUAUGGAGCUUAACCUCCUCUUCUACUUCCUCCUCCUCAUCCAGUUAUUCCCAGCACCAACAUCAGCCUUUCCAAUAGCGAAGACUGGUUGCCAAGAUACCUGCGGUAACCUCUCAGUUCCCUAUCCCUUUGGCAUCGGCCAAAGCAACUGUUACAGAGACCUAAGCUUUGAGGUAAUCUGCAACGACACUCAUUACAACCCUCCAAAACUGUUCUCCGGCAGCUUUGAAGUCCUAAAUCUUUCAUUACAAGGCCAACAGCGCGUAUUGGAUUAUGUCAGUAGAGAUUGCUACAACUCACAAGGCAAUUGGACUUCUGGCAACUCCCCUUAUUUUAAUUUGUAUAACAACAGUUUCUCCAUCUCCGAUACAGAGAACAAAUUCACAGCUAUUGGUUGUGACACUUACGCAUAUAUCUAUGGCGCUAGAGGUAAAAACUUCGGGAGUGGAUGUAUCAUGUCAUGCACCAACAAAGAGGACUUGCUCAACGGUUCCUGCACAGGCAUCGGCUGUUGCCAGAUCUCCAUUCCAAAAGGGUUCAGAUACUUUAGCAUAAAUGUUGAAAGCUACAAUAACCACUCCUUCGUUUAUAAUUUCAAUCCUUGCAGCUAUGCUUUCGUCGCUGAAUCCAAUUGGUACAACUUCUCCAUUUCCGAUCUCUUGAAUUUCACCAACGAAAUGGAUGAAACAGGUUUUGCGCGAGUCCCCCUCGUGCUUGAUUGGGCCAUAAAUUGGACAAGUCAGAGCAAUAAAUCUUGUGAAGAAGCUACGAAGGACAAGAACAGUUAUGCAUGUGGCAUCAACAGCAUCUGCGGUGUCUCCAAGAAUGGUCUUGGCUACAGUUGCAACUGUUCUCAAGGUUAUCGAGGGAACCCUUACCUUCAAGAUGGGUGCCAAGACAUAAAUGAAUGUGCGGAUGAUCCCAAUAAUACUCCCUGUACCUACUCUUACUUAUGCACCAAUCUACCUGGAACUUGCAAUUGUUCUUGCCCACAAGGUUAUCAAGGAGAUGGAAGGAAAACUGGGAGUGGGUGCACCCCUAUUCCGAAGCAUUUCCCCAUAAUUCCAGUCAUCGUAGGUAUUGGAUUAGGCUUCUUGAUUGUACUUAUUGGCAGUUUGUUGGGGCUUUGUGCACAUCAGAAAAGAAAACUUAGCAAACUGAAAGAGAGAUUCUUCAAGCAAAAUGGGGGUCUCUUAUUGAAGCAACAAUUAUCUUUGCAUCAAGGAUCCACGGAAAGUGCAAAAAUUUUUACAGUUGAGGAGCUAAAGAAGGCAACUGACAAUUAUGCUGAGAAUAAGAUCAUUGGUCGAGGAGGCUUUGGUACUGUUUACAAAGGAAUUCUACCUGAUAAUAGAAUGGUUGCCAUUAAGAAAUCAAAAUUAGUGGAUGAAAGUCAAAUCGAGCAAUUCAUAAAUGAGGUGGUUAUUCUCACCCAAAUUAACCAUAGAAAUGUGGUAAAGCUAUUGGGUUGUUGUUUGGAGGAAGAGGUUCCUUUGUUGGUGUAUGAAUUUGUUAACAACAAUACUUUAUCUCAUCAUAUUCAUGACGAAGAACGCAAGUCUUCAAUUUCAUGGGAAGAUCGUUUGAGGAUAGCCACUGAAACAGCAGAGGCACUUGCAUAUUUGCAUUCUGCAGCUUCACCACCGAUUAUUCAUAGAGAUAUUAAGUCUACUAACAUUCUCUUAGAUGCUAAUUUUACUACAAAAGUUGCAGACUUUGGUUGUUCCAGGUUGGUUCCAGUGGACAAAACUCAGUUAAGUACACUAGUGCAAGGAACUUUGGGCUAUUUGGACCCCGAGUACUUUCAUUCAAGUCAAUUGACAGAAAAGAGUGAUGUGUAUAGCUUUGGCGUGGUCCUCGUGGAACUAUUAACUGGAAAGAUAGCACUUUGUUUUGACAGACCUGAAGAUGAGAGGAAUCUAGCUAUGCAUUUUGUUACUUCAAUGAAGGAUAAUAAUGCUUGGAAGAUUUUGGAAAACAGGGUUCUGAAAGAGGGUAGUGAAGAACAAAUCAAUGAAGUCAUGGAGCUUGCAAGGAGAUGCUUAAGAGUGAGGGGGGAAGAAAGGCCAAUGAUGAAGGAAGUGGCAAUGGAGCUUGAGGGCUUGAGGAGGUAUGCCAAACAUCCUUGGGUUUUACAAAACCCUGAAGAGGUGGAAUCCUUGCUGCCUGGUGAACCAGUAGACUUGCAUAGUCACAAUAGUAUUGGUUAUGAUAGUUUGAGGAGUCGAGAGAUUAAACCAUUGGAAAUUGAUGGGCGAUAAUUGUACAAUUUGCUGCUCCUUAUUCUCCUUGUGUAACAUUUCUUUCCUUAUUGGGUUAUGCGGUAUAAUUAAAUAUUGUAGAGAGUUCAUAGCUUCUUUUUUUGUUAUGUAUAUCAGAGUCUUCUUAGUUUUAAUUACUUAAUCACUUUUAAGGCUUAGUGAGCAUAUGUAAUGUUGUUCCAUUGGUUUAGAUUUUAAUUUGUGUUAAAAGUGGCUUGACUUUGUAUCAAUGAUGGUUUACAUGUUUAGUUCUUAAUUCCUACUGCA